Molecule: messenger RNA, 1700 nt
Organism: Actinia tenebrosa (Australian red waratah sea anemone)
Lineage: Eukaryota; Metazoa; Cnidaria; Anthozoa; Actiniaria; Actiniidae
Biological process (GO): triglyceride biosynthetic process
Cellular component (GO): plasma membrane
Molecular function (GO): diacylglycerol O-acyltransferase activity
Source: RefSeq, a predicted model, not a curated record
CAAUAUAAGUCGAUCAGAACAGAAGCGAGUACUUUGUCAUAAAGUUACAAGUCAACAUGGAAAGAAAUGGUCUUGUAAGACGUGCCAAGAAAGUUGGAAAGGAUAAGGACUAUGUCGAAGUGAACGGGAAUAUUCCAGUCAAAAAACAACUGAAACUCAAACGAAAGCAACAAAAACUAAUUUUCGUUGCUCUUUCGAGCUUACGUUACGUUGUGGAAUGUCUGUUUUGUAACUUCCUAUUGAUGUGGUUUCUCAUCCUCGUCCUGCCUAUUGCUGUACUUAACUUAGUGUUAAAGAAGGUUGAACAGUUUAUCGUGUGUCUUAAAGUAAAAGCCGUUCCUCUUCGAGGCGAAGACGCGAUUUGGCUACAAGAUUCUGAUACGAACCGCUUAAUUAUUACUUCGGUAAUAAUCGUCGAUAAGCAAGUGGACGAAAACACAGCUAUAAAAGACUUUAGACAAAUUGUUUACGAACGCAUGGUAACUUACAAGAACAGUGAUGGAAGCAUAAAAUUCCCUCGUGCGAAGCAGUUUAUUCAACCUGGGUUAUUCCAGUAUUUCUUAGUCGAAGACAGCAAUUUUGAUAUCGAUAAACAUGUUUUUAAAUUUGAUGGCGAGUUACCGAAGUCCAAAGAAGAGUUAGAAGGUAUCAUUUCUAAGAUGUGUUGUGAGCCAUUACGGAAGGAUCGCCCACCAUGGUACUUCUGCUACAUCGCAAAUAAAUUUGACGAUACAGCAGCUGUGGUCUUCCGUAUUCACCACUGCAUAGCAGAUGGUGUCUCUCUGUCCAGAUUCAUGACCAGGAUCCUCACAGACGAACACAAAGCACAGAAAGAAGCAAGAAAGUUUUCUUCUUACGCAAGAGGUUUCAUGUAUCUCAAAGCUCUCUUCGUUACUGCCAGAGUUGUGAUUAGCCUACUAUUAAGUUUUCCAGACAAAUCGAUUAUACAUGGUAAAUCCCUGAUUGGAAAGAAGAACUGCGUCUGGUCCCAACCUCUGGACCUUGACCUAAUCAAAAGGGUUAAAACAACCACAGGUACGACUAUCAACGAUGUCCUUGUCGCCUCUCUAACAAUGGCUAUGCGGAAAUACUUCCAAAAGAAGGGAGUCAAAAAUCCUGAAGAUUUCACAGCAUCUGUUCCAGUCGACGUCAGUUCGUCCACAGAAACAAUCGAGUUCCAGAACAAAUUUUCUGUUGUUUUUAUCAAACUCCCUUCAAGUCAAGAGAGUGCCUUGGAUAUUUUGUCUGAAACGAAAGCCAGGAUAGACGCUGUUAAGUUUUCUGGCGAACCUUUUGCAAUGGCCUGGUCUAUGAACCUGUCAGUUGAACUUCUACCGGAGAUACUUGUCAAGCCGUUGAUAUCAUUUAUCUCGAUUAAAUCGACCUGUGUGAUGUCUAAUGUGCCUGGUCCUCAGCAUUCGCUGUCUGUCAGUGGACACCCGAUAAAGUACAUGACAUUCUGGCCACCCCAGAGAAAUAAUAUCGGUGUUGGGAUCUCCAUCUUCUCUUACGCAGGUCAAGUUGUGAUUGGUGCACAAGGGGACUUGGAAGUGAUGAAUGACCCAGAAGCUGUCACUGAACUAUUUGACGAGUCAAUUCACGAGUUAGCUGCAGUUGUGCUUGGCGGAGAGAAACAUAAUAAUCCUUCUCUAACAUCCCUAUAGAACCGAGAAAGUCGCAUUAGAGACUAGUCUAAGAAG